Molecule: messenger RNA, 1518 nt
Organism: Leptosia nina
Lineage: Eukaryota; Metazoa; Arthropoda; Insecta; Lepidoptera; Pieridae
Source: the annotation of a GenBank genome assembly
AUGAGUUCUGCAACGUCUACUGCAUUAUUUGCGUGUUCCCGAUGUUUUUCGAGACAUCCCUUCGAAGAAUUGUCUCCUGGUGAACAGUUGUGUAAGGAAUGCCGUGGUUCCUUCCCUGUUGUUAAAUGUACUUAUUGCCGCUCAGAGUUUCAACAGACAAGUAAAUCAAAUACUUCUUCAAUUUGUAAGAAAUGUGAGGCUAAUGUCAAGGCAUAUGGUAAACCUACUGCUUGUGAAUAUUGCAACAUCAUAGCUGCAUUUAUUGGAAACAAAUGUCAACGCUGUGCCAAUUCAGAGCGUAAAUAUGGACCGGCAGUUACAUGUGAGCAGUGUAAACAAAGAUGUGCAUUUGAUAGACAUGAUGAUAGUAAAAAGGUUGAUGGCAAGCUGCUAUGCUGGCUCUGCACCCAGUCACUUAAAAGAGCUCUUGCCCGUACAAAACAGCAUCUAACGUCUAUGGACAAACACAAGCAUAGAUCUCACAAGUCCAAAAACAGUCACAGGGAGAAGCGUAAAUCUGACUCGAUGAAGUCAAAUUCAAAUGACCUUUCAUUAGGUGAUACUCCUUUGGAAAAGAAAUCUAAGCUGAACCCGCUGCAAGGUUUGUUUUCAGGUGAACUGGACCCUAACAGCUCUGACCAUGUUGUUGCGAUGACACAACUUAAAGAAACUAUAGCAAGCCUACAAAAGAAAGUUCAGCAGAAGGAUAUGGAACUCCUUUCCAAAGAUAAACUGAUAACAGAACUGAAAGCUCAGCAUCAUAAUGACACAACAGACCUUCGCACAGAGAUGAAGAAUAAGGAACGUCUAAACGAGACAAAAUUCAAUCUGAUGAAUAGCAAGAUACAGAACCUAUUGAAGGAGGUGGCAACGUUGAGCAAAUCAGCAAAGAAAAACAACAAGAACGCAAAUCUCACCGCACACGCAAAUAUAACAACUGAACUAACAUGCAGACAAAUACAGAGUUUCGUGGACGGUCAUAACUCUCGGAGACUGCUUCUAGCCAAGGGAGAAAUACCCAACCAGCCAGCAGCUGCGGAAAUGAAAUUUAUCGUUUGGGACGAAGAGUUAGCUGCUAAGGCAGCGAAAUGGGCCUCAAGACACGAAUUUGCACACAAUCCAGAUAGAACUAUUGGAUCUGACCGGUUUGAGACUGGUGAAAAUAUAUUCUGGUCGGCAUCAACUGACUUAAGCUACAAAUUUGACCCAAAGAGUGCACUAGAUUCGUGGUUCAACGAACACAAGGAUUUUUCUUUCGGACCUUUGACUGCAUCACACUUUCAGUCUUCAAAAAUGAUUGGACAUUAUACACAGAUGGUGUGGUCGAAUUCUAUUUAUUUGGGCUGCGGCGUAUCAAAGGCGCAAAAAAAUGGAAUGGUUAAUUACUACGUCGUUUGUAACUAUGGACCAGGUGGUAAUUACUUAGGACAAACACCCUACAUCGCAAACGGAAAAGCAAGCAGAAAGCUCAUGUGCCCCAUAUCAGACUGCAGUAGACUCUACGGGGACAAAUGUUAA